Molecule: messenger RNA, 1574 nt
Organism: Oncorhynchus keta (chum salmon)
Lineage: Eukaryota; Metazoa; Chordata; Actinopteri; Salmoniformes; Salmonidae
Product: olfactomedin-like protein 3
Exons: 4
Coding region: 1-1455 (484 amino acids)
Biological process (GO): signal transduction
Source: RefSeq, a predicted model, not a curated record
AUGAGCCUCAGGGCCCAGAGACACAGGUUGUGCCAGGCCACGAGCCUCAGGGCCCAGGCGUCAGGGAGGCCAGAGACACAGGUUGUGCCAGGCCGUGAGCCUCAGGGCCCAGAGACACAGGUUGUGCCAGGCCGCGAGCCUCAGGGCCCAGAGCGUCAGAGGCCAGAGACACAGGUGUGCCAGGCCGUGAGCCUCAGGGCCCAGAGACACAGGUUGUGCCAGGCCGUGAGCCUCAGGGCCCAGAGACACAGGUUGUGCCAGGCCGUGAGCCUCAGGGCCCAGAGACACAGGUUGUGCCAGGCCGCGAGCCUCAGGGCCCAGAGACACAGGUUGUGCCAGGCCGUAGCCUCAGGGCCCAGGCGUCAGGAGAGGCCAGAGACACAGGUUGUGCCAGGCCGUGAGCCUCAGGGCCCAGAGACACAGGUUGUGCCAGAGCCUCAGGGCCCAGAGCGUCAGGAGAGGCCAGAGACACAGGUUGUGCCAGGCCGUGAGCCUCAGGGCCCAGAGACACAGGUUGUGCCAGGCCGUGAGCCUCAGGGCCCAGAGACACAGGUUGUGCCAGCCGUGAGCCUCAGGGCCCAGAGACACAGGUUGUGCCAGGCCGUGAGCCUCAGGGCCCAGAGCAUCAGGAAAGGCCAGAAUGGUCAGAGGCCUCCGGAGAUUGGAUCUCUCUCUCUCUGUCUCUCUCUGUCUCUCUCUCUCCUCUCUCCUCUGUCUUUUCUCUCUGUCUUUAUCUCAUCUCUCCUCUCUCUCUUUCUUUCUCUCUCUCCUCUCUCUCUCCAGGUGUGGUCUAUGGAUGGUUACUAUAAGGGGAGGCGUGUAUUAGAGUACAGGACCAUGGGAGACUUCACUAGAGGACAGAAUUUUGUUCAGCACCUCUUACCUCACCCCUGGGCCGGGACAGGUCAUGUGGUCUACAACGGAUCACUGUACUACAACAAGCACCAGAGCAACAUACUGGUGCAGUACCACUUCCGAUCCCGUAACGUGGUGCUCCAGAGGAGUCUGAGUGGAGCUGGUUACAACAACACCUUCCCCUACAGCUGGGGGGGGUCUUCUGACAUAGACCUGAUGGCUGAUGAGACCGGCUUCUGGGCAGUCUACACCUCCAUACCUAACGCUGGGAACAUACUGGUCAGUCGGUUGGAUCCUCGUUCUCUCGACAUUCUCCAGAGUUGGGACACAGGGUUUCCUAAACGCAGUGCAGGGGAGACCUUCAUGAUCUGUGGUACCCUGUACGUCACCAACUCUCAUCUGGCCGGAGCGAAGGUCCACUUUGCUUACCACACCAACUCCUCCAGCUAUGAGUACACAGACAUCCCCUUCCACAACCAGUACUCUCACAUCUCCAUGAUGGACUACAACCCCAGAGAGAGGGCCCUCUACACAUGGAACAAUGGACAUCAGGUCAUCUAUAACGUGACCCUGUUUCAUGUUAUACAGAGCCAAGGAUAGAGGAGGAGAGGAGGGGAGGAGGGAAAGGAGAGAGACUGACUGAUCUCUAUACAGAGCCAAGGAUAGAGGAGGAGAGGAGGGGAGGAGAGAGACUGAUCUCUAUACAGAGCCAAGGAUAG